Sipha flava (yellow sugarcane aphid) is the source of this 2210-nucleotide messenger RNA. RefSeq names its product beta-chimaerin (gene RhoGAP5A). The record is from RefSeq and is a predicted model, not a curated record. The transcript is spliced from 9 exons. Gene Ontology annotation, biological process: signal transduction; regulation of GTPase activity. Lineage: Eukaryota; Metazoa; Arthropoda; Insecta; Hemiptera; Aphididae. Gene Ontology annotation, molecular function: GTPase activator activity. Bases 759 to 2093 code for a protein of 444 amino acids.
CUUUUCGUAAUAAUCAGACUAAUGGAUCUUCAUAGCAUAGACCUUAUACUCAUAAGGUCUAUGCUCCACAGGAAAAACUCCGGAUCCAUGACGUCAUUAGUUAGUGUUAUCAAUAUUGUACUUAUCAGAUGUUAUAAUGAUUAAAUGAGUGGCGAUUUAUUUUUGGCACUUGUUUAAAUUUUUACUACAAGUACUAGAGAUGGAAGGAUACAUUAGAAGGCUUGAUUGAAGGGACUAUUUAGUAAUAGGAGGAGCAUAAAAAAGAGUUUAGGUUAGAUUAUUUUAUCACAAUUACAAUGUAUAAAGUUAAAAUAUAACAAUAACAUAAACCUAUCUGGUCUUUUCAAUCCAAAUACCAAAUCCAACCGAAGCUCCUUUUUAUGAUCCUUCUAUUAUUGAAUAAUCUCUACAAUCAAGCUCUUUAAUGUAUCCUUCAAUCCCUGGCGCUUAUUGCAAAAAUUUAAACAAGUACCAAAAAUAAAUCACCGCUCUUUUAAUCAUCAUAGCAUCUGAUAAGAACAAUAUUGAUAACACUAAUUAAUGACGUCAUGGAUCCAGAGUUUUUUCCUGCGAAGAUUCAUUCGUAUUAUCAGCAAUUUGUAUUGCCUCGACACCUGUCUGAAAUCUUGAUUAUUUGUAUUAAUAUUUAUUUAGUAUAUAAAUAUAUAUAGAUAAAAAUGCAUAAGACUAUUAAUAGCUUAACCAAUGACUUGAGUUCAGUCUUAAAUUUAAGGAUGUAAAAUUUUAUACUUUAACUAAUGGAGAAGGAAGAACAUAAAGAAGUGUAUGAUACUCCUGUUACUGAUGAAAAUGGUUCUCCUAUUAGUAUUGUGUGGAAACCUGAUCUUUAUAAACUUCAACAAGAAUCACCUAAGCCCCAGCCAGUAUUUGCAUCCAGUGCAGUGUCUGGCUGUCCAUUUUUUUAUGGUCUUGAAUAUCAUGGAGCAAUGAACCAUAAAGAGGCUAGUUCACUGUUAAAAAAUGAUGGAAACUAUCUUAUAAGACUUAGUACUAGUUUAAAUGAUAAAACAUAUACUCUUUCCUUAAAAAUAUUUAACAAAGUUCAUCAUUAUAAACUAUUUUAUGAUGGACAACAUUAUGUAUCACAAAAACGUUUUAACACAAUCAAUGAUCUUGUAGCGGAUGGUUUGGUAACAUUAUACAUAGAGUCUAAAGCUGGAAAAUACAUUCACUUAAUGCACAGUUUAAUCAGUUAUGAAAAGAGUCCUUAUAUGACAUUAAAUAAACUUAAACGUAAAACAAUUAAAAAAUUAAAACCCAGACAACUUAAUUGUGAAGAAGUUGUUGACUACGAUAAACCUCACAACUUUAAAACACAUAACUUUAAAGGACUUAAUUGGUGUGAACUGUGUAGUAAUUUUUUAUGGGGUUUCACUCAGCAAGGAGUUAAAUGUGAAGAUUGUGGGUUCAGUGCACAUUUUAAGUGUUCUGAAAAGGUGCCAUCUGAUUGUUGCCCUGAUUUGAAAUUAUUUCGAGGAGUAUUUGGGAUUGAUUUAACUACUCAUGUUAAAGCCUAUAAAACUAAUAGACCGUUUGUAAUAGACAAAUGUGUUGAAGAAAUUGAAAGACGAGGUAUGUCUGUUGAAGGAAUAUAUAGGGUAUCUGGUUUUCAAGAAGAGAUGGAUAAUUUGAGAUUAGCUUUAGAUAAAGAUGGUAAAUCUACUGUUAUGGGUGAUAAAGCUUACGAAAAUAUACAUGUGGUAGCUAGUAUCUUAAAAAUGUAUCUUAGAUUGCUUCCAAUACCAUUGAUCACAUUUGACGUGCAUCCUCUUGUUCUACAAGCUUUAGAAACUCAAAUGUCUUGGGAAAGAUUAGCAGAAGUAAGAGCUGCUUUGAAAAAAUUACCACCAGCUCAUUACAACACAUUAAGUUAUUUAAUGGCUCAUUUAUACAGGGUGACUUUACGAUCAGAUGAAAACAAAAUGACUGCUCAAAAUCUAAGCACAGUAUUUGCACCAACUCUUAUGCCAAUGCCAGAUUUAAUCGAUUUCAAGGGUACAAUACCAGACAUGAAUCGUGACAUAAGUGCAUUACAUAUGAUUAUUGAAAAUCAAAAUGUUAUUUUCAAUUGAAAUGUGUAACUAUAUUCAGUUUGUCAGUAUUACUGAGUUCAUAAACUAUUUUUUUCUUAUUUCAGUAUUAAUUUAAAACAAUAUUUUUACUAAAUAAAUUUUUUUAUUAUACUUGAC